UUCUUACAGAAAAGUCUCACAUUCCUCUCUGUCGCUCCAGGGACUCACAGCUCUCCAUAUGGAUUUCUAUACCUUUAAGCUGCCUUUGCUUAUCAUUCUGGCCGCUCUGGGAUGGUGUUCCGAGAGCAGUCCGCUUGCAGCCGACAAAAUCAAUGGCGUUGUAGGUAAAAACGUGACCUUCAAAACAACAAUCACCUCGACGGCUGACAUUCUAACCGUAACAUGGACCUUCAACAAAGGUCAGCCAAUCGGGAUGGUCACAAUCGUUCCCUCAGCGAACAAUGUAAAUGUUGACCCGGCGUACGUCAACAGAAUCAGCUGCAACAAGACAACGUUUCAGCUUCAGCUUGGGCCGCUAGUCAAGGGGGACACAGGGGAAUAUAUUCUCACUAUAGUCACUACCAGUGCAAAGCAGGAGACGGGACAGAUUUAUCUUGAGGUUCUUGAGCCUGUAACCGAUGUUAAGAUAUCGUCAGAUGUCUCUGAACCUGUGGAGUUCAACAGCACUGUGCUUCUUACCUGCUCUGCUAAAGGCUCCUUUACAUACAAGUGGAUAAAUGGUUCGGUUCCUUUAGUGGUGGAUGGCACACGCAUGCAGCUUAACACUGCCGGCAAUGAGCUAAAGAUUUCCGAAGUCCGUCGUACAGAUCUUCUAGGACCCAUUUUCUGCAUAGCAGAGAACGCACUGGAGUCUGGAAAGAGCGCGCCGUUCAAUCUCACCGUGAGCUAUGGCCCUGAGAACAUCCUCAUGAAUCAGUUUCCAACAGAUUCAUACCUCAAGAAAGGAUCUAGUUUAACACUCAGUUGUGCCGCUGAUUCAAACCCUCCUGCUUCGAUCCAGUGGAUGUUUAAUGGAGUGAAUCUGCCCCUGAACGCCAUGUCUUCCCCAGCCAACUUCACUCUCAACAGCUUAGAGGAAAAAAAUAGUGGAAACUAUACCUGUGUAGCCUACAAUGCAAAGACCAAACGCUACAUUGCCUCGCAGGUUGCAUUUGUGACGGUUGUAGAGUCUUUAUCUGGAACAAACAUCUCCAGCUCCACAUCAUUUCUCAUCGCUGGCAACAGCACAGUCAACCUCACCUGCUCUGCGGCCGCUGGAAGAGCUGAUACUGUGGAAUGGGUGAAGGACGGCAAACCUCUAAAUCCUGAUUCCCGCAUCGUUUUUUCAGCUGACAAGAAAUCUGUGAGCAUCGAUAAAGUAGUUAAAGAGGACAGAGGCGAAUACAGGUGCCUUCUGAGGAACAGAGUGAAUAAAGAUGAAGCCAGCUACAAUUUAAACAUCAAUUACGGUCCAGAAAAGGUGGAGGUCAAAGGGAAGCACGCGGUGAAGUUUGAAGACUAUGUUGAGUUAUACUGCACUGCAGAGUCUGUCCCUCCAAGCACAUAUAAAUGGAAACUCAACGACACAGCACUGAAUACCAGCCAACAGGUCUACAUUAUAAAUAAGGCUGAAGAUAUAAACAGCGGCAUGUACACUUGUGAAGCAUUCAACAACAUCACAGGAAAGACGGACAAAACGACACACAAACUCGCAGUGACAACGGACGGUAAAGAAGACACCGGUCUGUCUGGAGGAGCGAUCGCUGGUAUUGUGAUCGGUGUGAUUGUGGCUGUAAUCAUCAUCGCUUGCAUUAUAAAGCGCAGGAAGAAAUCAAGCACAGACAUUCCAUCCCCGUAUUAAAGCGAGCCCUGGCUGUGAGGUGACCUGAGCAUAUCUUCAAGAUCAACCCUUCAGUCUUUUUUUUAUCAAGGCAACUGGAAAAACUGCUCUCACAAGUGACAGACACCCGCCGGACUGGCCUUUUCAGGAGCUCAACGUGUUUUUAAAUGUCCAUUGUCUCUUUUUUUGUGUUGUUUACCCAUUGCAAACGAACCCCAAUCUUAAAGACGCAGGUAAACAGCAAGGCCGUUUACCUUGAUUUACAUCUCUUCCUUCCCUUGGCUGAAGUGGACAGCUUUCUUUGUUCUUUGAGAAACAUAAUACGUCCUCCAUCACCCUCUCAAUCCUUCAACCCACAGGUCAGUCAUCCUGGCUUGACGGGGUCACUUUGAAGGAGCUUUAUUUUGGGUAAAGAAAUCCACCAUGAUGUGUUUCAGAUCUCAGCGUACCCACAAGGCACUGAAAUACCGAGAUUUUAAGACCUGUUCGGCAUGCUCUGAAGUCCCAAGGCAAUGAAGAUAUGCACGGCUGAAGGCACUGCUGAGUUGUCGAUAGCUUGGAAAGCUUCUUAACACCUUUGCUACGUUUUGCUACACUUUUUCUCUUCCUGGGUGUCUUCUUGAGUCAUGCACAGAGGAAGGCAAGCUCCAACAUGAUCGAAUCAAGAAGCGGGAAGGGAGGAAAGAAAAAAAAUGCAUUUCUGCGGACCACGACAUACCACAUUGAUGGAGCGAAAUUACUAGUCUGUCCCCACAAAGAUUCGUCCCGCUGUAAUCAGGAUUCCAUUGGAUUUGUGUACUAAAACAGGCCUGCUUUAAAAAUUCACCUUGAGUUUAGGUACCAAAAGCUCUGCAGUUUUUAAAGAACUAAAUAGUAUUUUUUUUUUAAUGUUUGGUUGGCGUAUCAUGUAAAAAUUAAGUUCUUAUUAUCAACACAAUCCCAGAUCUUUCUUUUAAUGUUUAUUUUUUUAUCUUUUUGGUCUUCAACCAAAGCAGUUAUCUUGAUGAUCAGAUAUAUUUUUUUACGUAGAGAUGCAUCUGUAAAGGAUCUCAGCUUGGUUUGUUUGUUUGAAGGUAAAACUUUCUUAAGUUCUUCCCAUGUCCCAUUUUUUUAAUAGUCCAUAUUUUAUGUUAUUAGAGUGCAUAAAACCGCAAAAUUGCCUCUGCUCCUGUUUGGUAAGAAAAUGGUAUGUUUGCAAAUAUAUUUUAAAAUGUAUUUCAGCGAUUUAAAAAAAAAAUUGUGACCCAGUUAAUCAUAUAUAUGCU
This is a messenger RNA of Danio aesculapii, 2925 nucleotides long. RefSeq names its product carcinoembryonic antigen-related cell adhesion molecule 5. The coding region runs from base 59 to 1681 and encodes 540 amino acids. The record is from RefSeq and is a predicted model, not a curated record. Lineage: Eukaryota; Metazoa; Chordata; Actinopteri; Cypriniformes; Danionidae. The transcript has 10 exons.